CACGCAUAACAAUUCCAAUUCAAAUCCUUUCAGAAGAUUUUGUUACGAGAAGAAUGAGCUAAUAGUUAGUUGUACAAUAUUUAAUUCUUUAAUACCAAUCGUAUACACACUACUUACUGCUGGAUUGUAUUCAUGGAAACCAAAUUGAUAUGCCCAGACCCACAACACACCUUCCCCCAAUGUAUUCAGCUCCUGAUGGACAUAAUGGUGCUUCCCCGAUUGAUAGUUCUAAAGACAAUUCCUCUAUAGGGGGGAAAAGUGCGAAAAUUGGGCAAGUGAUUCACCAUUGCUUUUACAAGACAGGAUUAGUAAUAUUGGAAUCACGACUUAAUAUAGCUGGGAGCAACUCAUCUCGAGAAGGAACCAAAAGGAAUAAAUGGUUUAAUUUAGAGGUUAAUGAAACAGAUGUGUAUGCAGACCAGUUCAAAUUAUGGAAGUCGAUUGAUAUGACUGUGGAGCGAAAGAUUCCUCCGAUGGUAUUACAUACAUACUUGGAUAUGUCGGACUUGUCUAGGAAUCAAAAACUAUCUUUGUUUGAUGGAAAACAGCAUCAUGUCAUCGAUUUAAAGCGUUCUAAUGCUUCAAAAAUUGUCCUAGAACGUUGGGUUAUAUCGUUAGAUGGCGGGAGUUCUUCGACUUCCGUUGAAAUGGCUGUAUUAUACAAAAAACUAGUUGUCCUCUUCCGUUCUUUAUAUACCUAUACUCAUAUAAUGCCUUUAUGGAAGCUUAAAAGUCGUAUUAAUAGACUUCGAGCUCACAAUGCUUCUUUAAAAGUCGGGUGUACUCUUUCAUCAGAUAACUUGCUUCACGAUGAUUUUAUUCCUAUUAAUGCAGUCCUUUCCCCUACUUUAGGAAACAGCAUUGCUGCUUAUUCGUUCAGUCCUGUAAACACUCCUAUGGGAAAUUUUCGUAUCUCAGUACAAUAUCGGAAAGACUGCAACUUUCAGUUCCAUGAUCCUGAUGCUAUGCUAUCCAAUCAACUUCUUUCUGCUGAUUCGCCCAACACUGAGUAUCGUAUUGAUAGAAAUCAGUCGGCUACAGAUGGUGGAAAUCAUUAUUUGCAUCCUCACGCGUCUUCGUUAGUUCGGCGACAAUCAAACUUGAAUGAUCCGAAUUUACUUUUGGAAUCUGAGAUUCAACAGCUUGCUAGUGUUGAGUCAAUAACUGCUCAUGCUGCCCCCCUUGUUUCUAUACAUCCUUUUAAAUCCCCUUCGCUUUCUGCCUCUCCGGGAUCUAAUUUGGAUACAAUGUCCAUAUCCCCAAAAGUUGCAGUUAAUCGAUAUAUCCAUCGUGGACCUUCCUGCUCUUCAUUAAACAGGGUUUCCGUUAUUUCAGAAAGUUUAAGUAAAUCCCGGCCGAAAAUGCCUACUCUUCCUAGUUCUGGGAGUACCGGUCUAAGUGGCAACGAUAUUCAUAAUCACCCGAUGCUUCGGCGCUUCAGCAGUAGUUUUGUUCCAAAGGAGCGAAGAGGAAGCACCAGUUCGAGAGCUCGACUGCAGUUGGCUGCUAAUCAGCCUAUUCGUAGUGUUCAAAGGCACGAUAGCUACGAAAAUACUGGUGUAGAUCGAAGCGGCCAAGUCGCUGAUGAGACUGAAUAUGCACCACGAGAUGAUUUGAGCGGAUUCAUACAGCUAUUAGAUAAUCAUGCUCAACAUCUGCAACACUACGGAGAAAGUAAGUCAGAAUCUUCUUCUUUAGGAAAGCCGGAAGAUCCGAUUCUGAAUGAAUCUUCCCAUAUAGGACCACGUAAUAUCUCCGAAAGUAGUAACGACCUUUUCGGGUUCGGAUCUUUUACACCAAAUCGGAAUACUGCGAUUACACACGAAAAAGCCUCGGCUCCAAGAGAAGAUUUAGCGAAUUCAAAUCCCCAUAUAUUGCAUGACCAUACUUUAAGUGCCUUAUGCUCAAGACUCUCUUUCUCUGAAAAGCCAGCCGAUUCAAUUAGCUUGUCCCCAUUGUCUCCUGCAUGUGUGCCUCAAGAGCCUACCAGAGGGAAUGCUCCAGCUUCGCUUCCGAUUUCUUUUAAUAAAUGCCAGAAAAAUCCGGUAGCGCCUGCUACUUAUCCGAUAGUCGAAAAGCGAGAGACAAAUAGAAGUACUUCUUCUUUGGUUCCUCCGCGUUUCGAAUAUAAGACAAGUCUGUCAAAAUCUCUGGACCACUCUCUGACGUCUGCAAGCUAUCAAGCUACGAAGACUCCCGCACCUUCGUUUGUGCUUGACUCAAAUCUUUCUCAGCAGUAUCCGAACCAACAUUAUGAUUCCAUGGCUGAAGAUCAUCAUUGUCUUGCCCCUUCCACUCCUGCUUUUGAAUAUUUUAAUGAACAUAAUGCGAAUUAUGAUGAUGACCUACUCUUUGCGAUGACCGACAUGGCUUUAGAAACGCACCCUACAACUUCGGUACGGAUCAAAAGAUAAUAAAGGAAUAAUGAAGUGAUUUUUAAGGCCAUAGCGUCUCGUUACAUGGAUUUUAUUAAUUUUGAAUAUCCUUGUUUUACGUUUUCCUCAAAUUAGAGCUUUUUGAGAGAGUAAUUAAUGAAGUAAAAUUUUAGAAAUAAACAUACGCCUCGUAACGUUCAAUACUUUGCACUAUAAUGCUCUAAUAAAAAU
Messenger RNA from Schizosaccharomyces octosporus yFS286, 2606 nucleotides. RefSeq names its product autophagy associated protein kinase regulatory subunit Atg13. The transcript has 3 exons. Gene Ontology annotation, cellular component: extrinsic component of membrane; phagophore assembly site; Atg1/ULK1 kinase complex. Gene Ontology annotation, biological process: piecemeal microautophagy of the nucleus; autophagosome assembly; protein localization to phagophore assembly site. The record is from RefSeq and is a predicted model, not a curated record. The coding region runs from base 150 to 2414 and encodes 754 amino acids. NCBI's taxonomy places the organism in Eukaryota, Fungi, Ascomycota, Schizosaccharomycetes, Schizosaccharomycetales, Schizosaccharomycetaceae.